AUGGCAGUCCAGGCACCUCGACUCGGCCAUAUCGCCACUCGCUCUGAUGAUGAAUCUCGCUUUCCUAUAGACUCGGAACAAACCAUCAAACGUAUCGGAACCUAUCUUGCAGAAGUCGACAGAGUGGUUGGAUUGAUCAUGGAUAUUCUCGAGAAAUUCAGCCUUGUCGAGCCAGGAAAUACCGAGUAUGUUGGCAGAAAGGUGUUUUCGCCAAGAGUCAGGCGUCAUGUCAUUUGUGGGCAUGAGAUACCAAUGGUACUUCCAGCGUUUCCAUCGAAGAGUAUCAACUUCCGAGACAAAGUACUCGGAACUUUGCCUGACCUGGGCGAAGAGCUAGCACUGGAUAGACUCAACGAUCUUUGUUCUCAGAUACAAAAGAUAUACCGACCAGGCGCGAUGGUGCUCAUCGCAACAGAUGGCGCUUGCUACAAUGACCUUACUGGAGUGAGCGACUCGAAUCUUUGGGAGUAUGGGGCCACACUCCGUGCCAUGGUCGCCAAGAAGGGGUACCAUUGCAUCAAGUUCGCACGUUUCAUGAAUCUCCUGGGAUUAUACACGGAACCCGUCAUGACCAAAGAGACCUUUUGCCGUCUUCUACAACCAAGCCGCGAGAGUUUGAUGCAACGAUACCUCCCUCCCAAUUUCGACGUCAAUGUUUGCAUCAGGGAAGAUCCUGAUUACCAUGAUACCUACAAUGCAUAUGCAAGAUUUCUGAAGAAAGAUCUUGCAUUCGGUGCGAUUAGGGACGCAAUGACAAGCGGCAAGAAGUACAAGGCAAAGGUUAAUCAGACUGCAAAGGACAUGAUCACCCGUGGCGUGGCCUAUGCGGCGCUGAUCCGCGAGCAAUGCCCUGAGCAUGUCCGACUUUCCAUCCAUCCUUCGACAGGACUCACCAAGAUAUUCAUAGCUCUGGUCCCGCAGCCGGGCUCCGUUUCAAUGAGUCCGUGGCAUUGUGCUGUGGCCGUGGAUGUACAAGGGAGGUUCAAAACUGGACACAAGAGCGUUUGGCAAGAAACGCAUGACUUGGUGUACAAGUCUAAUCGCCCGUACUUCUUCCGAGAGCGUUCGGACUUGUACAAUUGGGAGGCAAAGGUAGACUUUGACCAUCUUUACGACCGCAAGCUUGUAAUUCGCAACAUGGCAGACAAGCCCCAUGAACUCUCCGAGUCUGAUAAGGGACGGCUGGCCUCCCUCAUUGCCCUUCAGGCUCAAGUCACUUUGGAAGGGUUUUAG
Molecule: messenger RNA, 1233 nt
Organism: Pestalotiopsis fici W106-1
Lineage: Eukaryota; Fungi; Ascomycota; Sordariomycetes; Amphisphaeriales; Sporocadaceae
Exons: 3
Coding region: 1-1233 (410 amino acids)
Source: RefSeq, a predicted model, not a curated record